UGAUUAUACCAUCUGACCAAGAUGGAACAUUAGGAAACGUUUCGAAUGUUUCCACUGGGACCGCAGAUUCAAGUUCUCGAAAAGGAGGAGGAGAACCUACCAGUAAAGUCAUUCCGAAAGUGAUAGUGGAUAUACGAGAAUUUCGAAGUGAACUUCCAAGCCUACUGCAUAAACGAGGAAUUGAUAUAGAACCGGUUACGAUAUUGGUUGGUGACUACAUUCUUACGCCGGAGAUUUGUGUGGAGCGAAAAAGCAUAUCAGAUCUCAUCAUAUCUCUGAACUCUGGAAGAUUGUACAAUCAAGCAGUGGCCAUGAGUCGACACUAUGUUAAACCCAUGCUGUUGAUCGAAUUCGAUCAGAAUAAAUCCUUUUGUUUGCAGGGUAAUUAUUAUAUGAGUAAAGACAUGCAAAGUUCUGAUAUAACGGCAAAACUCCAACUACUCACAUUACAUUUUCCGAAAAUGAAACUUGUGUGGUCGCCUAAUCCUCCAGCCACAGCACAGCUAUUCGAGGAAUUGAAACAAGGUAGAGCUCAACCGGACGGCUAUACUGCUAGUCAAAUUGGAUCAGAUGCAGAUAUUGAAGAUAAAAAAAAAAUGGAGGAACGAUUCAACGUAAAAAUCCAAGAUUUGAUUUCAAAAUUUCCUGGAAUUUAUUCUAAGAAUUUACGGAUCAUUUUGAAUCAUGGAGUUUCUUUCGAUCAUCUCAUUACACUUUCCCAGGAAGAAUUAAUAAGAAUUAUGGGGAACUCAAAUGAUGCACAAAUGUUCUAUCGUGCGUUGCAUGAAAAGUUCACACCAGCAGACACUGGAAUACCUAUCACAAUGACUAGCGUAGCAACAAAAAUGAAAAACCAGGGAUUAUAUGCAUCGUGGAAGAAAGAAGAGAAAUGACAUGCACCCAUCAAUGAAUUUUGGAUUGUUGAAUGUAGAAACAAGAAAAGAACGACAUGAUUCUGUAUUGUGCAUAUUAAUGAUUGAAUGUAAUGAUUGAAUUGAAUCAGAAUGAUUUAUGUAUGAAUCCUAAGGGAUAAUCAAUAAUAAAUCCUUUACCUUUAUUUCUGAA
Diachasma alloeum is the source of this 1065-nucleotide messenger RNA. RefSeq names its product DNA repair endonuclease XPF. Gene Ontology annotation, biological process: nucleotide-excision repair involved in interstrand cross-link repair; double-strand break repair via homologous recombination; resolution of meiotic recombination intermediates. The record is from RefSeq and is a predicted model, not a curated record. NCBI's taxonomy places the organism in Eukaryota, Metazoa, Arthropoda, Insecta, Hymenoptera, Braconidae. The transcript is spliced from 4 exons. Gene Ontology annotation, cellular component: nucleotide-excision repair factor 1 complex. The coding region runs from base 312 to 893 and encodes 193 amino acids. Gene Ontology annotation, molecular function: single-stranded DNA binding; damaged DNA binding; single-stranded DNA endonuclease activity.